AUGGUGUUUUUCACGUGGUAUUUCGUGAACCGGAAAGCCGAGCCGCCAAUGAAUUCCGGGAAGACGCCCCACUUCCGCCUCCAGCCGCGCAUCCGCCGCCGGACGCCGCUGCUGGACGUCGCGAUCGCCGUCGUCCUCGGCGGCGUCUCGGGCGUCUACAUCUUCAACGACACGCUGCGCAAGGUGGGCAUGCCGCCGGGCAUUGAGACGCCGGCGCCGGCCGCCGACGCACCCGCCGCGACGUCCUCGCCUGCGCCCGAGGCAUAGACCGCUUUGUAUAUCGUAAUAGAACCCGUUGGCCUGCGUCGAACAUAGCUGCGACAGAGGUCAUCGAUCGUAUGUGUACUAGGAUGAGGUGGAGGAGGUAUGGGUCUCGCGCGCUAGUGCUGCGUCUG
Molecule: messenger RNA, 395 nt
Organism: Saprolegnia diclina VS20
Lineage: Eukaryota; Oomycota; Saprolegniomycetes; Saprolegniales; Saprolegniaceae
Exons: 2
Coding region: 1-267 (88 amino acids)
Source: RefSeq, a predicted model, not a curated record